Molecule: messenger RNA, 1317 nt
Organism: Botrytis byssoidea
Lineage: Eukaryota; Fungi; Ascomycota; Leotiomycetes; Helotiales; Sclerotiniaceae
Exons: 6
Coding region: 1-1317 (438 amino acids)
Source: RefSeq, a predicted model, not a curated record
AUGUAUCUCUCCAAUUCAUUGUUACUCUUAGCAACACAGGGUUUUGCUUCCCCUGCCUUUCGUAAAAGAGUCGUCGCUUCUCUUGACCAGACUGCCUUUGAGGAAGCACAACAACGGGACGAUACCGCAACAAGAGCUUUCACAUCGGUUCCAAUCACAACUUCAUCAGGGCAGUGUCUCUUCGUGGAUGAGCUUUCCGGUGACUUCAGAGCGAACUUGACACCAAUUCAAAUAGCUGCCUGUGAUGGCAGUACGGGACAGCUUUGGGACGUUCUCACCAGUGGAAAACACAACAACGUAGCAGGUAGUAUGCUGGUUGUCAAUACUUUGACCCAAGCUUGCUUGAACUUUGAUCCUCGCCGUGCGGCGGGUAAUACUGUCAUCAUGUUUUCCUGCGGUGGUCGGGCCGACGGAGAUGGGCUUGUCACAAAAUCCCAGCUCUUUCCAUUCAAUGUGACUUCCGGCCCACUUACUCUUUCUCCCGAAAACGCCCCAGGCACCUGUUUGUCUGUUACCACUGCGAACGUUCUCGAUCAGGCUCCCUGCGAUGAAUCUGAUUCUAGCCAAACAUUUACAUUUGAUGCCUCAAGUGUCUCCGCCGAUCCAGCAAUCGCUAGCUCUGUUGCACCAUCGGUCUCAGGCGUAGCAGACGUUUCAUCAUCAGCCGUUCUUACAUCUUCAGCAGCCACGUCUUCAUUGCCUUCCCCUGCUUCACCAUCGUCAGUGGCUGCGACUACAGCUGCUUCUGUAGUACCGACAAGCGAUCCAACGACCCCUCUUCCCGUUUCCCGUGCUGGAGGUGUACUAGAUCCUUCUGCCGCAGCUGAAGCCAAUGAAAUGGAUAAUACCGCCGUAAAGGCUUUUUCAUCCGUCGCUUUGAAAGAUGCAUCUGGUCAAUGUCUAUUCGUUGAUCCAACUGCGGGCGACUUUAGACAGAAUUUGAUUCCAAUCACUCUACAAGCAUGUGAUGGAAGUCAAAAUCAAGCUUGGGAUAUUGUUACAAGUGGAAAGCAUAAUAAUGUACCCGGCUCGGUGCUUGUAGUCAGUAGCUUGACUCAAGGAUGUCUUAACUUUGACCCGAGAAGAGCUAAUGGCGAUAAAGUUAUCAUGUUCUCUUGCGGUGGAAGAGCUGAUGGAGAUGGUUUGGUAACAAACUCGCAAUUGUUCCCAUUCAUAGAAGGCCCAACAGAAAUCUUACUUGCCCCUGAAAAUGGAAAUAAUGCAACCUGCCUUGUGGCAAGUGAGGAUGGAAAGCUAGACUCGACUAGUUGUGCUGGUGACGCUACAAGCCAAUCGUUCACCAUUUUGACAAUUUAG